Messenger RNA from Oldenlandia corymbosa var. corymbosa, 2442 nucleotides. The record is from the annotation of a GenBank genome assembly. NCBI's taxonomy places the organism in Eukaryota, Viridiplantae, Streptophyta, Magnoliopsida, Gentianales, Rubiaceae.
AUGGCCAGAAUUUCUCCACCGGUGGCCCCUCCACCGCGGACAUUCGCCAGUUUCUUCCAAAAACCUCCUGAGGUUGAGGUGAACGUAGAUUCUCUCAUCAAGCAAGUGAAGUUUGUGAAUGGAACUCCAACUUUGGAGUAUGAAGACGAAGAAUUUGAAAGAUUGGUCGCGCCACAUAGGCUGUGCUUAGUGGGGAAAUUCUCCUAUGGCCGCCCUAAAAUGGAAGAGAUCCACAAUGAAUUUAAGAAAAUUGGCUUUCAAGGUGGGUAUACCUUGGGUCGCAUGAACCCUAGGCAUGUAUUGAUUCGGUUUGAUCAAGAGGAAGAUUACCAAAGAUGUUGGAUUAGAAUAUUUUGGAAUAUUGGUGGAUAUUCAAUGAGGAUAUUGAAGUGGAAACCCGGCUUUAAAUUCCAAGAAUACCCCUCGGUUAUGCCUAUUUGGGUUUCCCUCUAUGAUUUGCCUAUUGAAUUCAUGCAUCCGGAAGUCAUAUUCUCAAUGGAAAUGGCGCUUGGCAAGCCCUUGAAGGUUGAUGCACCUACUUUGAAUAUGACAAGGCCAUCAGUUGCGAGAUUCUGUGUUGAGAUCGAUCUCACUAAGGAGCUUCCAAAGUCAGUGAAGAUAGGGAAAAAAGGGCGCAAACUUUGGCCAGCCCCAAAGAAGAAAGGUCUUAAAUUGGCCACCGCAAAGCCGAAGUGGCUGUUUAAGGGUGAUGGUGAAAAGACCUCGGGUGCUACUGAAUUAGAAGCUGGUGCGCAUGGUAGCGUGUCAGACGGGGAUACUGAUGAUGCUCUGGUUUCGGUUCUAUUCAUUAUAAAGCCUAUGCUUCCUAGUUAUCAGAUUGAUAGUGUUCCGAGGGAUUUGGGUUUUGAAAUGGCUUUUUCUUUGGCAACAAGUAAAAUCUGGGUAUUUUGUAGAAAUGGCUUGUCAUUACGAUUGUUGGAAAGUAGCGAUCAAGUUAUCCACUUUGAGGCUAUGCAUUGUGCGGUUCCAGGGAAGUUUUUACUCUCUGCGGUAUAUGCAAAAUCCACUAGGAAUGCAAGAAGGCUUCUAUGGCAGAAUAUGGUGGACUUUAGAUUGAUGUAUUCAGCUGCUCCUUGGUUGAUUGGAGGUAACUUUAAUGUUAUACGUACUUUGGAUGAGUAUUCUGGGAACUCUGUUCAAGACCCAGUGGCGACAACUGAAUUUAACGAGUGCAUUCUUGAAUGUGAUCUUUUGGAAUUGCCGGGUGUAGGAGAGAACAACUUUGCAGAAUGGAGUGAUUGCCCUAUGCUUCAUAAGUUUGAUGUCAAUAUUGAAAGCAAGCCAAAGAUCUUUCGCUUUCAAAAAAUGUGGCUGAGAAGAUCUGAUUUUAAGGAGAUAGUGAAGGAGAGUUGGGAGCAGCCAUUGGGGGUUUCGGGUAUGCUUGGGUUUGCUUUAAAACUUAAGCGUUUGAAGGAGAAGUUGAAAGUUUGGAAUAAGAAGACCUUUGGGGACAUUUUUGCCAACUUGAGAGAUGCUGGAAAUAAAGUUCAAGAGCUGGAAAAUGCUUUUGAUACCUCUGGCCAAGAACAAGAUAGAGUGAGCUUGCAUGUUGCCAAAGCGGACAACAUAAAUGACUUCCUUGCGACGCACAUCCAAGAAUUUUUGGAUGAUAAUGGGAAUAAUGAUGAUUUGCUGGUAUGGAAGCAUACUUCUAUUGGAGAUCUUACCGUGAAAUUGGCUUAUGAUGUGAUCCGGCCAAGGAGGCAAUCGGAAGGAUGGGCGCGUACUGUUUGGAAUCCUUUUACUCCUUUGCGAGUUUCAAUUUUCUUAUGGAAGUUGUGCAAUAGAUUAGUGCCAUUUCCGGAGGUGCUAGACCAAAUGGGCAUUAAUGUGUAUCCAGCAAUUUGUCUUGUUUGUAGGAAUGGUGGGGAUGGUCUUUUCCACUGCUUCUAUGGGUCCUAUUGCAGGGUAGUGGAAGUGAAGUGGAUUCCUCCCCCGGUAAAUUCUUUUAGCCUUAACACUGAUGGUUCUUCAAGUCGGAAUGAGGCAGGUUAUGGGUUUGUAAUCAGAGGCACAGGGGGCUCUUUUAUUUAUGGGGAGAAUGGCUAUCUUGGUGAUGGCGAUAGUUUCAUGGCAGAGGUGUACGGGGUACUAUUCGGUCUCCGCAAAUGUGAGCAGCUUGGUUUAUCAAAUGUUGUUGUUCGGACGGAUAAUAAAUCAUUGGCGGAUUCUUUAGAAAGGGGCUCUAUUUUUCCAUGGAAAUAUUUGUUGCAAGAGAUAUAUGCAUCUUUGCAAAGGAACGCUUUGACUAUCACUUAUAUAUACAGGGAAGAUAAUGCAGUCGCGGAUAUGAUAGCGAAAAAGGCAUCUUCCGGCUCUUCUGGUGUUUACACUUCUUUAGAUGCUUUGCCGAAAUAUGUAAAAGGAUUAUUGAUCCUUGAUCAAUCAUCCUUCCCAUACUUUAGAUCUCGAAUCUUGUGA